GUUGGUUCAAUGACAAAUGCUGCGUGCAAGCGCUAAAUCAGACACGCUGUGACGUGCCAUUCGGCAUUUAGCCAUCAGAGUUAUAUCUUUUGACCACAACGAUGCUGCGAAAGACUCCAUCACUCUCGAAUGUAGUGCACGCUGUGCAGCAAAGGGCAAAGCCGGGGUCGGCAUCAAUCAGCACUCGCUCGGCGCUUGUGGGAGGAGCGCUUCUGUUCGGCGGCACAGCCUACUUCUCAUAUCGGUACUCUAAUGCGCACGCUGUCCUGCCGACACCCGACCCCGACGCGCCGAUUGACCCGGCAGCUGGGUUCCGCGUGUUUGAUGCGAUCGCGGACAAGUACGAUGAGGCCAUUGGACAGGAGGAGGCUGCGUUGUGGUAUGGCACCAUGCGCAAGUGGCUGCUCAAGCAGGCGAGCGGCGACGUGCUGGAGAUAUCGGUGGGCACAGGCCGCAACUUCAAGUACUACGACCUGUCCGAGUCCAGCGGCGUUCGCUCGCUCACGUGCACAGACCUGUCGCAGCACAUGCUGUUCCGGGCCGAGGACAAGUUCUUCGACGAGCUUCAGCUGGGCAUGAAGUACCCGCACGUCAAGGUCAACUUCGUGCUGGCGGACGCGCACUGUCUGGUGGACCCCAACGCCAAGGCGCCUGAGCCGCCGCCCAAGCCCAAGCCGCAGCCGCCGGCCCCCGGGAAGACUGUCAUUCCAGGGCUACCCGCAGUGCCGCCACCGGCAUCGGCGCCAGCUGCAGGCAGCGGGCCACAGGGCCAGCCAGCCAACGCGGAGCCCUACGUGGCGCCGUGGUGGGCCUAUUGGCGGCACAUGCCCCCACGGGAGGACGAGCCAGCGCCGGCAGCCAGCACGAGCAGUAGAAAUGUCAACAGCAGCAGUAGCGGCAGCGUGGAUGGCGGCGCUGUAGCGCCAGGCGAGGCCGCGCCGCACGUAAACCCAGAAGACAUGCGGGAACUGCCGGGCUUGCACUCCCGCGGCCUGCUGAACCUGUUCCGCGUGCUGCUGCCGGAGUCAUCCCAACCCACCAGCAGUAGCAGCGGCGGCGGCAGCAGUAGUAGCAACAGCAGCAGCAGCAGCAGCGUUAGCAGCGGCAUGGCAAGCAGCAACCCAGUCGGCACGCCCGCUAGCACGGGCGCCAACGGGUCCCAGGCAGUUGGGAUAACGGUGCAGCAAGGCGCGGCCGCGGCGCCCGGCGCCCCACCCACUGGCCCUGCACCCCGGACCCAGGCGGCGGGUGACUGCGGCUGCUCCCAUGCACACCCGGAGGGCAAGGAGUGGCAGUACGUCCAGCGGUGUGCGACGGGGCAGCUGGAGGGCGGCGCCAAGCUGAGCCGCUUCGCUCCGGGGCAGUUUGACACGGUGGUGGACACGUUCGGGCUGUGCAGCCACGAGGACCCGGUGCAGGUGCUCAAGGAGAUGGCGCGAGUGUGCAAACCCGGUGGCCGCAUCCUGCUACUGCAGCAUGGCCGCUCCCACUACCAGUGGCUGAACGACAAGCUGGACGGCUCUGCCGUGGACCACCAGCGCAAGUGGGGCUGCCUGUGGAACCGAGACAUCCUGGACAUCGUGCAGCAGGCGGGGCUGGUGGUGGACAAGAGCACGCGGUGGCACUUCGGCACGUCCUACUACAUUGUUGCCUACCCGCCAGUGCAGCGGUAGCGGGUUGGAUUGUGCUCUAGGUCAUCUUGUCGCAAUGAUUUACAUAAGUAUGGCGGUGCGGGGGUCACGGUGAUGGCACAACUAAGUUUCAUAUUCUAGGAGGCUGAUGGAGUGCCAAGUCACGCUGGUAGCCUGAUAGCUUUUAGUGCUGGGGAUUUUGUUGGCGCGACGUGACGGGGCAACUGAAGCAAGUAGCUGACAUAGCUGAGUCCCGAGAAACAGUUGGCCGGGCGGGGGCCACGUUAACCUGCUGGCGCUGUCACGUACUCGCAUGACGGCGAGCAUAACAUUCCCGCUGCUGCUGACGCAACACGUAUUCCAGCUGCCACUGCUCCCGUCUGGCUGGCAUAGCCUGCCCCGGCGUGCCUGUUGCUUGAAGCGGCUGUUCUGCUUUUGUGCCCAUGGGCGGAGGCGCAUGUAGCGGCCUGCGCCACACCUGCCGGUGCAGGGCAGCCGCAGCCUGCGCCACACAGCUCAG
Molecule: messenger RNA, 2151 nt
Organism: Chlamydomonas reinhardtii
Lineage: Eukaryota; Viridiplantae; Chlorophyta; Chlorophyceae; Chlamydomonadales; Chlamydomonadaceae
Exons: 10
Coding region: 102-1673 (523 amino acids)
Source: RefSeq, a predicted model, not a curated record